Molecule: messenger RNA, 1490 nt
Organism: Brachypodium distachyon (stiff brome)
Lineage: Eukaryota; Viridiplantae; Streptophyta; Magnoliopsida; Poales; Poaceae
Product: peroxidase 1
Exons: 3
Coding region: 232-1293 (353 amino acids)
Biological process (GO): hydrogen peroxide catabolic process; response to oxidative stress
Cellular component (GO): plant-type cell wall; plasmodesma
Molecular function (GO): heme binding; peroxidase activity
Source: RefSeq, a predicted model, not a curated record
UCGGAUGGUCGCCUGGCGAGUCACGACUGGCGGAUUGGGCACGAGACGAACCGGCCCUUCAACGCCCGUGUGAAUCGUAGGUUAAUUUCCCUUCGCAAGUCUCCGCACAUGAUCAACAGACAAACCUCUGGCCUACCCAUAAGUACACACCCGAGCCGGUCCGUCCUGCAGGUGAGUGGUGAGUGAGCUUAUUCCCAGCAGCUAGCUAGCUCGAACGUGCGUCGAUCGACCAUGGCGAGCAGCAGCAGCCGGCUGGCUGGCGUAGCGCCGCUGCUGCUGACGGCCGUGCUGUGCCUGCAGCUGCCGACGGUGAGCCGCGCGCAGCUCCAGGUCGGGUUCUACGAGAAGACCUGCCCCGACGCCGAGACGCUUGUCCGGCAGGCCGUCGCGGCGGCGUUUGCCAAGAACAACGGCAUCGCCGCUGGACUCAUCCGCCUCCAUUUCCAUGACUGCUUCGUCCGGGGUUGUGACGCCUCAGUGUUGUUGGUGUCUGCGAACGGAAUGGCAGAGCGAGACGCUAUGCCGAACAAGCCGAGCCUGCGGGGCUUUGAGGUGAUCGACGCUGCCAAGGCCGCUGUCGAGAAGAGUUGUCCACUCACGGUCUCCUGCGCCGACAUCAUAGCCUUUGCGGCCCGCGACAGCAUCAACCUGACCGGCCAAAUCGUGUACCAGGUCCCCUCCGGUCGCCGUGAUGGCAACAUCUCCCUCAUGAAGGACGCCGACGAAAAUCUUCCCCUGCCCACCUUCACCUUGCAGCAGCUCAUCCACCUCUUCGCCAAAAAGACCCUCACUGCAGAGGAGAUGGUCACCCUCGUAGGCGCACACACCAUCGGCCGUUCCUUCUGCUCCUCCUUCCUCUCCCGCAUCUGGAACAACACCAAUCCCAUUGUGGAUGAGGGGCUGAGCUCGGGGUACGCCAAGCUAUUGCGGUCCUUGUGCCCUUCAACCCCGAACAAUUCGACGACGACAGUGAUCGACCCGAGCACACCGACAGUGCUUGACAACAACUACUACAAGCUGCUGCCGCUCAACCUGGGCCUCUUCUUCUCCGACAACCAGUUGCGGACCAACGCCGCGCUCAACGCCUCCGUGAACACCUUCGCGGACAGUGAAGCACUCUGGAAUGAGAAGUUCUGGAAGGGCAUGAUCAAGAUGGGGAACAUCGAGGUCCUCACGGGGACCCAGGGGGAGAUCCGCCUGAACUGCAGUGUCGUCAACAAGAUCACUGGGAUGGAGAUGGCGCACUAUUACUCGGGAUCCGCCUCCUCCGUUGAUGAGAUCGUGACGAGCUGAUGUGAUGUAUGCACUGCUUCCAAUGUUAACUUAAGAUUGAUCAUCGUUUGUGUUGCAUGUUUUAGGAUGUACGGGCCAUGUGUGCAUGUAAAACUGUGUGGUUUUGUUUGAGAUUUUAUGUUCAUGGUGGUGUGCCUAUAUUAUCCAUACCGGUGAAUAAAAUCAUCUGGUAUACAGCUCGGGCCUUCUUUCUUUUA